Phycodurus eques (leafy seadragon) is the source of this 4755-nucleotide messenger RNA. RefSeq names its product NIMA-related kinase 4 (gene nek4). Gene Ontology annotation, biological process: protein phosphorylation. The transcript is spliced from 16 exons. Gene Ontology annotation, molecular function: ATP binding; protein kinase activity. The coding region runs from base 203 to 2800 and encodes 865 amino acids. The record is from RefSeq and is a predicted model, not a curated record. Lineage: Eukaryota; Metazoa; Chordata; Actinopteri; Syngnathiformes; Syngnathidae.
AGUGACGAAAAGUUCCACUGAUGGUUUCCUGUCUUUUCAAAAUCCCAUCUCCCCAUUACGCUAGUGUCCAACUUUUAUCGAAGAAAUUUUUUUGUCGGCUUUACAUCUGCCGUAUGGGUCAGGUUAACACGUAUCCACGUUGGAGCAAAUGUUGAGGAACUUCCGUGUUGUCCGGCCCGGUUAUGAAGAGCCUUGAAGACCGAUGGACAAUUACAUUUUUAUCAGAGUGGUUGGGCAAGGGAGCUACGGGGAGGUGAACUUGGUGAAGCACAGAACAGACCGAAAACAGUAUGUCAUAAAAAAGCUCAAUUUAACCACCUCCUCGAAACGGGAACGUCGAGCUGCAGAGCAGGAGGCGCAGCUUUUGUCCCAGCUGCGACAUCCCAACAUCGUAACAUACAGGGAAUCCUGGGAAGGAACAGACCUCCAACUUUACAUAGUGAUGGGCUUCUGUGAAGGCGGUGACCUCUAUCACAGACUCAAACAGCAAAAGGGAGAGCUGCUACCAGAGAGGCAGGUGGUGGAGUGGUUUGUUCAGAUUGCCAUGGCACUCCAGUACCUUCAUGAAAGGAACAUUCUUCAUCGGGACCUUAAAACACAGAAUAUCUUCCUGACAAAGACCAAUAUCAUCAAAGUUGGGGACCUCGGCAUCGCACGUGUAUUGGAGAACCAGAAUGAUAUGGCCAGCACACUUAUCGGGACACCUUACUACAUGAGUCCAGAGCUCUUCUCUAAUAAACCCUACAAUCACAAGUCUGAUGUAUGGGCCCUGGGUUGCUGUGUGUAUGAAAUGUCUACACUAAAACACGCCUUCAAUGCUAAGGAUAUGAACUCACUGGUCUAUCGCAUUGUAGAAGGAAGGCUCCCACAGAUGCCAAGUAAGUACGACCCCCAGCUAGGAGAGCUAAUCAAAAGCAUGUUGUGUAAAAGGCCAGACGACAGGCCAGAUGUCAAACUUAUCCUGCGGCAACCUUACAUCAAACGACAAAUUGCCAUGUUCCUGGAGGCCACCAAAGAAAUAACUGCUAAGUCAAGAAAGAAAGUUUCUGGUGGCAGCAGGUACAUCCAAAGCAACGAUGUAGCCAAUGUGGGGCAGCUUCAGCCAAAACCAAAGCCACUCCCUCCAAGUCCUCAGCUGGAACCCCUUCCCAGGUUGAAACAAAAAGACAAAUCACAGCUCCUCAAAAAUCUAAACGGUGUCACAGACUGUAACCCGCUUCAGAUAAAUCCACCGCCUAAGCCGUCCUCACCUGAUGCUCUCAAAAGCAGCAUCACAUCCAUGGCAAGCAUCAGCAACAUCCAAGUUGACAUGUGUCCACAGCAGGAUCCAGAUGCGAUAAAGAGGGCAUUAGACGCACCUCAGUUAGCUGUGGCACAACACCAGGCUGAUAAAAAGGAGCCCUCGCCCCCUUCUACACAUGUUAAGCCCCCACUCAAGCCUGUAUCAGCAGCUGGGAGGAGGGGAGUAGAUGACAGAAAAGUAUCAAAUGGAUUUUGUCCAUUUCGGGACACCUUUUCAGUCUCUGAGAAAAAGGUGGCAGCUAAUGAUGACAAGGAUGACACAAUGGAGCUCCUUAAAGACGCUUACAUGCCGAACAGUAAAGUAGAAAUGAAGCAAGGAACAGAUUUGGAGAAGAGAUCUGCACACAGAAUCACCUUAGACAAAGUAGAGGCGAACAUAGAGUGUAAAAAUUAUUCCAUGAAUCCUGUCAACAGAGCUCAAACAGGACAUGCAGACAUACAAGAUAAUUUGGAGUCUACAGAAAAGCUGCUACAACCAUUCUCUCCAACAGUUGAACCUCCUGAAGAGAAGGUUCCCUUACAAAUCAACUCCCGGAGUGUAACCAGUGCUCCAUUUCUCACUGCCCAAGAACCUGCUGUCUCACUGGAGUACAGUGGGAGGGACAUAAAACAAAAAGAUUGUUAUCAGCAAAAGACUAAAGCAGCAUCUCGCAGACCUUUGCCUCGAGGUCCUGUCGAACCAUCAUUAGAAGUGAGGAAAAGAAGCACAGAGAGCAAGAAAAUGAAUGAGAAUGUCACAUCUAAAUCUUGUGGGGACGGAUUAUUUAAUCUGCCAAAGGCAAUAAACUUAAAUGUUACCAUUCAGGAGCGCCCUCUAUCUGCCAGAGAGAGAAGAAGACUGAGGCACUCCCAAGACACUGCCUGCCAAUCAGGUGCUGUAAGAGCAUCUCAUGAUGUCACCGGUUCCAAGACCCAACACCAGAACACUCCAGUUUCCAACUCUGUGUCAGACUUUAUUACUCAGACCAAUAAGCGGGGAAAGGAUGAAGAUGAGUACAGCUCAUCCACAAGCUCCACAGAGCAUGCAGAGGGAGACUGCAGGGAAAGGAGAGCUGAAACCAAAGACAUGCAGGAUUUAGUCCACAUGAUGACCCAAACUUUGAGGAUGGUUGAUGGAAAUGACGUGAAUGAGGUGGACAAACAUGAAUUGGGUUGUACGUUGUUGCCAGAAUUCAAACUUAACAAGAAGUACAGGGACACCCUGGUGCUCCACGGCAAGGCUCGACAGGAAGCAGAGAACUUGUCACUGGGAGAAAUCCCAAUAGGCUCCACGUCGGGUCCAGCCAAGAUCAGGAGGGCCAUCGAGCUCCUGAGAACUGAUGUAGUGAAGGGCCUGGGGGUCAAGCUCUUGGGCAAAGUCCUGGAAAUCAUGGAGGAGGAGGAUGACGAUAAACUAGAAUUGUGCCUUCGUCAGCAGAUGGGUGAUGAAAAGUAUCACACGUAUGGUGUGAUGGUGAGACAACUGAAAUUCUUUGAGGAGAUUGCCUUCAAGGUUUAGAAAAAUAAUUGUAACAAAAAAACAAUUGAUGUACGGAAGCUUUCACCAGUGAGGCAAGUGCUAUGGCAAGUGCCACUUCCUGUCUACAUAAACAUUCGAAUUUAUGCUUGUUGCUGCUAUUGUUGCAUCAACACCAUGAGAAACAGUUCAAUGUAAAUACAGUGGGUACGGAAAGUAUUCACUCCCUUAAAUUUUUCGCUAUUUGUUAUAUUGCAGCCAUUUGCUAAAAUCAUUUGUUAUUUUUUUUCCUCAAUGUACACACAGCACCCCAUAUUGACAGAAAAAAGGAAUUGUUUACAUUUGUGCAUAGUUAUUCAAACAGAAAAACUGAAAUAUCACACAACCAUAAGUACACAGACCCUUUCCUGUGACACUCAUAUAUUUAACUCGGAUGCUGUCCAUUUCUUCUGCUUAUCCUUGAGAUGGUUCUACACCUUCAUUGGAGUCCAGCUGUGUUUGAUUAUACUGAUUGGACUUGACUAGGAAAGCCACACAACUGUCUAUAUAAGACCUUACAGCUCUCAGUGCAUGUCAGAGCAAAUGAGAAUCAUGAGGUCACUGCCUGAUGAGCUCAGAGACAAUUGUGGCAAGGCACAGAUCUGGCCAAGGCUACAAAUUAAUUUCUGCUCCACUUAAGGUUCCUAAGAGCACAGUGGCCCCCAUAAUCCUGAAAUGGAAGACUUUUGGGCUGAUCAUCACUCGUCCUAGAGCUGGCCGUCCGGGCAAACUGAGCAAUUGGGGGAGAAGAGCCUUGGUUAGAGAGGUACAGAAGAACCAAAAGAUCACUCUGGCUGAGCUCCAGAGAUGUAGUCGGGAGAGGGGAGAAAGUUCUAGAAAGUCAACCAUCACUGCAGCCCUCUACCAGUCGGGGCUUUAUGGCAGAGUGGCCUGACGGAAGCCUCUCCUCAGUGCAAGACACAUGAAAGCCCGCAUGGAGUUUGCUAAAAAAUACCUGAAGGACUCCAAGAUGGUGAGAAAUAAGCUUCUCUGGUCUGAUGAGACCAAGAUGAACUUUUUGGCUUUAAUUCUAAGCGGUAUGUGUGGAGAAAACCAGGCACUGCUCAUCGCCUGUCCAAUAGUCCCAACAGUGAAGCAUGGUGCUGGCAGCAUCAUACUGUGGGUGUGUUUUUCAGCUGCAGGGACAGGACGACUGGUUGCAAUCGAAGGAAAGAUGAAUGCUGCCAAGUACAGGACAAAAACCUUCUCCAGAGUGCUCAGAACCUCAGACUGGGCCGAAGGUUCACCUUAAAAAAAGACCAUGACCCUAAGCACACAGCGAAAAUAACGAAGGAGUGACUUCAGAACAACUCUGUGACUGUUCUUGAAUGGCCCAGCCAGAGCCCUGACUUAAACCCAAUAGAGCAUCUCUGGAGAGACCUGAAAAUGGCUGUCCACCAAUGUUCACCAUCCAACCUGACAGAACUGCAGAGGAGCUGCAAGGAGGAAUGGCAGAGGAUCCCCAAAUCCUGGUGUGAAAAACUUGUUCCAUCAUUCCCAAAAAGACUCAUGGCUGUAUUAGCUGAAAAGGAUGCUUCUACUAAAAUACAGAACAAAGUGUCUGAAUACUUUGUACUGUGUGAUAGUUCAGGUUUUCUUUUCUAAUAAAUCUGCAAACAUUUUAACAAUUCUGUUUUUUUUCUGUCAAUAUGGGGUACUGUGUGUACAUUAAUGAGGGGAAAAAUUGUAUUUAAAUGAUUUUAGCAAUUGGCUGCAAUAUAACAGAGUGAAAAAAUUUAAGGGGGUCUGAAUAUUUUCCAUACCCACUAACUGUAUGACAAUGUUUAUAUCCUUAUGUUAUAGUUUAGUAUUUUUCACUAUGUCUAUGCAAACAUCUUCCUUAAACAUACCUUGCUGUAAUGGAGUAUUUAGUUUGUUAAUUUAUCAUGAGAGCCAGAAUAUUGUUGAAUAUUUUACCUGUAUUGCAUCUUUUGAGGGGGAUUAUUUUCGUUUGUCUU